CACCUGUUUUUCUCUACCGGCGUCAUUUCACUGCAGACAAUCACACGGGAUAGAGUGCACAAACUAAUUGGUAAUUCGUUCAGAUUGGAUUUAAUUUGUGACAAUAACAUUCAUUCUUUGGAAGUCAAGAUGACCGCAAAGAAGAUGAUUGGACCUGAAAGACACAGAGAGCGUGUUGAGGAGGUGCUUAGGAGUUUGGACGUACCAUCAGUCAGGGGUCAAAAGGUUCUCAUUACUGGAGGUGGUGGAUUCUUUGGUAUUCACCUAGCGAGGGCGCUACACAUGUUAGGAUGCUCGGUACUCAUCACCGAUAAAGGAAACCCUAUUGAAGACUACCAAGAUGACAUCAAAUUUGUUCAGGGAGAUAUUCGGGACAGAGAGUUAGUGGAGAAACUUUGUGAGGGAGUCGACGUUGUGUUUCAUAUUGCAUCCUUUGGAAUGUCAGGUGCUGAUAUGUUGAAGAAAAAAGAAUUCAUAAGCAGUAUCAAUGUUGGCGGUACAGAGAAUAUCAUCGAAGCUUGCAUAAAGCAUAAUGUACCCAGGCUUGUCUAUACUAGUACGAUUAACGUUGUCUUAGGUCAUGAGCCAUUUGAUAUGAAGACAGAGGCGGAGCUUCCUAUUAUACCCCCACAAAAUCAUGCGGAUGAUUAUUCUAGAACCAAAAGCAUUGCAGAACAGCUAGUUAAGAAAACAAACGGCAGACAAACAGAAAAUGGAGGGGUACUACAUACAUGUUCUAUUAGACCACCAGGCAUCUACGGUGCAGGAGAACAGAGACAUUUUAACAGGAUCGUUAAUCUGUUAUCACUAUAUAAAGCCAACUUAGGAAGUCGUGAUACGUUAACUAACUGGGUCCAUGUGGACAACCUUGUGAAUGGACAUUUACUGGCAGCAGAGGGCCUAGCAUCAGGAAAGAAACACAUAGCGGGAGGGCAAGCUUAUUUCAUAACAGACGAGACGCCCAUUAAUAAUUGUUUAUUCUUCAAGCCGAUCAUCACUGGUCUCGGUUACCAGUUUCCUGAUACAUGGAUACCGCUUAACAUCUUAUGGAUGAUAGCCCUGAUGUUUGAGAUUGUGCACUUUAUUCUGAAGCCAGUUUAUCACUUUGUUCCUUUUCUCAACCGGACCGAGGUUUACCAAUCAGCAUUACAUCACACUGUUAGCCAUAACAAAGCUAGUUCCGAGCUCGGCUACAAACCUCUCCAGCGUGAUCUUGAAGACUCUUUGGAACAUCUAAGACAACUUGGACACGGUAAAGAAACCAACCCUGGUGGUGACUGGACUUCAUCCUUGCUGCUUAAGAUCAUCAUUAUUGUCGUCUUUAUUCUAUUGAUAGCAGUCUUACUUUAAGAUGAUAAUCAAGCCGUCAGAAGCAGUGUCCACGGCCAAUUUAAGUUGACCAAAUUUUUGCACUUCACUGAGUAUUAAAGGCAUUUGAUCACCUUUGUUUGAUGUCCCAGGUCAGUAUGCUCAUUAGAUGUAUCCCAACAUAUGCAUCAAACAACAAACCUGUGAAAUUAGGGCUCAAUUGGUCGUUGAAGUUGCAAGA
Messenger RNA from Asterias rubens (European starfish), 1549 nucleotides. RefSeq names its product short-chain dehydrogenase/reductase family 42E member 1-like. Bases 130 to 1350 code for a protein of 406 amino acids. The record is from RefSeq and is a predicted model, not a curated record. Gene Ontology annotation, molecular function: 3-beta-hydroxy-Delta5-steroid dehydrogenase (NAD+) activity. Gene Ontology annotation, biological process: steroid biosynthetic process. Lineage: Eukaryota; Metazoa; Echinodermata; Asteroidea; Forcipulatida; Asteriidae. The transcript is spliced from 11 exons.